Adineta steineri is the source of this 720-nucleotide messenger RNA. The record is from the annotation of a GenBank genome assembly. NCBI's taxonomy places the organism in Eukaryota, Metazoa, Rotifera, Eurotatoria, Adinetida, Adinetidae.
AUGUUACUAUAUCAGAGAACUCCAAGUAUGCUUCUACAAGAAGAAAACAACCAUACGAGAAGAAUAUGUUCCAAAUUAAAUUCAACAGAAGAUCUCUGUUUCAGACGAAUAAUUAAUGCGUUGAAUAAUUGGUCAACGGCUGAUGUUCGUACUGUACCUUUUGUCAUGUAUCAACUUCGUUGUGGUAAUGAUGAGCAUGAUGAAACAGUUGAAUAUCAAAUCAACUGGUUUAUCGAUUGUGCUGAAACACAUAUUCAUAAUCAUCGAAAUUCAUUUGAGACAUAUUGUUUAGAAGGACAAUAUGAAGAAAAAAUUUGGAAAAUAAUUGAUGAUAAUGAUGGAAAAUUUACUUAUCAAUUCACUCGAAGUGCAGAUAAUACAAUCAGUAAAGCUAAACUAAUACCUGGUACUCUUCGUCAUGUGACUUCCAGAUAUCAUUUUCCUGGUAAUAAAAUGCAUGUUGAUACUGAACACUUUCAUUCUGUUACUCCGAUUAUUGGAUCAGAUAAACGUGUCGUCACGUUUUUGACUAAAAGAAAGUAUUCUACACCAGUCGACACAUCCAUACUCAGUUCUGAACCUCAUUUCGAUCCAUUGAAUGAUCAAAUGCGAAUUGCAACCUACGAUGAACGUCAUCACAUGUAUCAAAAACUUCUUCAAAUAUUAACAACACAUCAGAAGGCACAAUGGAAACAAAACUGGUCUGAUCUUCAAUUCUGA